Molecule: messenger RNA, 297 nt
Organism: Dovyalis caffra
Lineage: Eukaryota; Viridiplantae; Streptophyta; Magnoliopsida; Malpighiales; Salicaceae
Source: the annotation of a GenBank genome assembly
AUGAUCAAAUUCAAGGUGUUAGUGGAGUUAUUAGGAGAUUUAGUGGUAAAGAUGAUGACCGAUGUAGGUGAAGUUGGUAAAGAUGAUUGCAAAAUGAGUGGUAAAAAAGGUGGUGCGAGUGCCAAAAUUAGUAGAACUUGUGGAGUGGAUGGUGGCAUAGGUGGUGAAAGCAAUGGUAGUGGCAAAGCUAGUGGAACUAGUAAAGGUGAAAGUGGCGAGCUUAUGGAACUAGUUGACAUGAAAGUGGCAGAGAUAAUGGUAAAACUAAUGGAAAUAGUGGUGGUGGACUUGGAGUAG